Messenger RNA from Cinara cedri, 785 nucleotides. NCBI's taxonomy places the organism in Eukaryota, Metazoa, Arthropoda, Insecta, Hemiptera, Aphididae. The record is from the annotation of a GenBank genome assembly.
AUGUUAUCUGAAUACGAACUCAUGAGUGAUAUUGAUUGGACAUCAACAUUUAGUACUGUUAGUGCCACAUACGAUAUUUUUUACCAAACGCCAUCACAGGAUGUUCUAAAUAAACCAAUAGUACGUCAACAAAUAUUGGUUCAAUACGAUACUAUAGAAUUAGAAAAUGUGUUAGAAAGAUACAGUAUAACGUAUACUAAUGACAUUAUUACCUUUAAAUGUGCACCUGUGCCAAUUUCUGAUCAGCAUGAAACAUAUAUUGGGGUAGGUCAUUUAAUAAUCUAUACGCUCCAAAGGCUUGAAGAGCAUUUAACAUUUAUACUUAAAAACUCCAAUAAAACCAUAUCUCAAUUAAACAAGGACCAAAUCGAUCAAAAUGUGUUGAGUCCAUUUAAAAAGUUAUGUGAUUAUGUUCCGGAAAUUCUUCUGUAUUUGUUCGAACAUGACCCAAAUUCCUCGAUUCAUAAAACUUUAUUUAGUUUGUAUUUGUCACUUUGCGGAAAUAAUAUGGACUUUAUCGAUUUCCGUUGUCCCGCUAAAUACGAAGGUGAGUUGGAGAACAAACCGUCAUAUCAAUAUAAAUGUAUUACGGAUGCAAUAAGAGAUAAAUUGCUGUGGAAUUUUUAUAGUCGAACUGGAACAAUUUUAAAAGAAGAUGAAUAUACGACAAAUUCAAAUAUAAAUACUGAUUGUUCAGAGUUAAAUUACAAAUAUAUUAAGGAAAUUUCUACUACCCUUACUGAUUUCUACAAUAAAAAAGAUACCGAAAUCAUAAUAUGGACCAC